CUUGAAGUUACCCGGACGCUCCCCGUGGUGUGAUCCUAAUGUCUGCCAAGUCCAAACGCUGCGUUUUGCACAGGAUGUGCGUAUGAAGUCUGAGAGUUUAAUCAGACAGCCAGAGAUCAGAUUCAUGUCAUGAAGCCGAAGUCUCUCUUCUGUGCUCCUGUCUUUGGCCACUCUGAUCGAUUCAAUCGUAACGCCGUCAGUGGCAGAUACAGGCGGCAUGUCGAUACCGGUGUUUCAGACCAGAGUCUCGCUCAACCGGAGGGGGAGGCCGAAGAUGUGCGACUCACUUUUCUGCCGGAGAGAUCCUACGAGCCCUUAGUGGAAGAAGGCAACCAACAAAAAAUAAAGCAGGAAAAGAAGGCCAAAAAGAAAGAAAAAUAUAAGAAAUACAGAAAGAACAUAGGAAAGGCUCUUCGCUACAGUUGGAAAUGUCUGAUGUUGGGGCUGCAGAAUGUCUCUGUGGGAUACUCCACCCCGCUUUCCGCUGCUGCAACAAUGGUUCCAGAUUUUCACCCGGGAGCAGCUUGGGGUUGAGAGAACCCCCAGUGACCAGAUUUGUACAUCGAUGACGGCUAAACCUGGACAUGUUAAUUUAGCAUUUUCAGAUAAUUAUACUGUAUUUUUCUGCCCUGGGCUGCCUCUCAAUCUGGAAAUUACUACAUAAAUCUGCUCUUUGGCUCUGUUUUAACAUGCAGGUUCCCUACAGAUUGAGAGGAUGAUGAGAUGCAUCUCAUUUUGCAAAAUUCAGAGGUUUUCUGAAUGUAUAAAAUAAAGUUUCUUGUAUUGUAUGACUAUGGAAAUAAGUUAUUGUAUUGUAUAGGCCUAUAACAACAGGGGAAUAAAGGGUAAAAAAUUCCACUGAUAUAAAAGAGGAUUUGCCUGAGUUAGAAGAAAAAUUGUAUGUUAUAAGCAAGGGCUGUAUAAAAAGUGUUUAAUGUACUGGGAGCAUUAAGUAAAUUAGAACCACAAGAGGAAAAGACCAGUUGGCAUAGACCCAAAAAGCUGUUGCGCCAAAAUCGUUUGAUAAGGCCAGUAAACCAGAAAUGGCAGUCAUGAUUGUGACAAGAUAAAAAUGAAUUUACAUAAAUCUGUAUGUUUUAUACCUGUGUGCUAUGUUAAAAAACUGUGUAAUAAAACCCAUCAACU
Molecule: messenger RNA, 1146 nt
Organism: Triplophysa rosa
Lineage: Eukaryota; Metazoa; Chordata; Actinopteri; Cypriniformes; Nemacheilidae
Exons: 2
Coding region: 130-534 (134 amino acids)
Source: RefSeq, a predicted model, not a curated record